Molecule: messenger RNA, 1743 nt
Organism: Triticum aestivum (bread wheat)
Lineage: Eukaryota; Viridiplantae; Streptophyta; Magnoliopsida; Poales; Poaceae
Product: MADS-box transcription factor 51
Exons: 4
Coding region: 27-689 (220 amino acids)
Biological process (GO): positive regulation of transcription by RNA polymerase II
Molecular function (GO): protein dimerization activity; RNA polymerase II transcription regulatory region sequence-specific DNA binding
Source: RefSeq, a predicted model, not a curated record
GCUUGGUUUGGUGGUUCGUCAACCUCAUGGAGGACCCCGUCCCGUCCCUCUCUCUCAUAUUCGCCCGCUCCCCUCACCAUCCACUCCAAUCAUCGAGAGACGUACGCCAGCGAGCGAGCGGCAACCGGAGGAGGAGGCGAGCGAUGGCGCGGCGCGGGCCGGUCGAGCUGCGGCGGAUCGAGGACCGGACGAGCCGGCAGGUGCGCUUCUCCAAGCGCCGCUCGGGCCUCUUCAAGAAGGCCUUCGAGCUCGGCCUCCUCUGCGACGCCGAGGUCGCGCUGCUCGUCUUCUCCCCCGCCGGCAGGCUCUACGAGUACGCCUCCUCCAGCAUAGAAGAUACAUACGACCGCUAUCAGGCAUUUGGAGGAGCCGGAAAGAACCUGAAUGAAGGCGGUGCAAGUACCAACAAUGAUAAAGAUCCUUCCAAUAUACAGUCAAGACUUAAGGAGAUUGCUUCCUGGUCUCUUCAAAACAAUGCGGAUGACUCAGAUGCUAAUGAGCUAGAGAAACUGGAGAAACUACUCACUGAUGCUUUGGAGAAUACAAAAUCCAAGAAGGUACACCUAAAUGGCUCUGUUGAUAUUUCUAAUCGACUUUUUGUAGCCAAGAAUCAAGUUUCUGGUUCCUGUAAUCCUGUUGCACCCUUGAGCCAUCAGGAAAAUGGCUCUGUUUUCGGCCAUUUCAACUAAUUCAACAGCUCAUGGCUUUAGCAUGAUCUUAGUUCGCUCUCGAUGAUCUAACUAGACAUAAGCAAUCACUGGUUCCUUAACAAAAAAAUCUCCUACCUAAUGGUGUAAGGUAAGUAUUUUUCAUUUCGAUUGGCUAUUCUUAAGCACUAGAGGUAGUUCAAUGAUGUAGUUACAUCUUGACUCUUGAGAUAAUGGUCCUGAAUGUGUUAGUUCCUAUAUCUUGGUAAAUGAUAGGUAAAAUAGAUAGGAUGAAAAACUCAUUGGCUACUUCACAGUGCAUGUAGCUGUCUUUGAUAUUUCACAACGGCUAGUACAUUUUCUAAAUUCAGCAUUAAGCUAGAUGUGCUACUCUGGUACAAAGUAUAAUCCUUGAUUGUGUAGAACUACACUUCGAUGAACUAUCCAGUGAUGUGAAGAUAGCCGAAGUCAACAGAUGUUCUGGCUACACAAGACUCGGUGACAAGUGGGUCGCAUUGUCAUUUUUCUGAGAAUUGUGUAACCCAUUCCAUAGCAAUAGUAAAACCUGUUUGCAUUGCAGGCUUAGUACUGCAAUGGCAGACAAAAUGGAGACAUCAGAAUGGAUCCUGUCAGUUACAUGCAAACAGGAAAUUAAGUUUUGGAAGAGAACUUGGCAUGAGAGUUCAAUCAAUAGAAAGGCUAUUCACAAGGCUUUUUGCUGUGCAAAGCAGGACAGGAUACUACUGUAUCCUCUGAAUCCAUGCACAAAGACUUGAUAACAAGCUUUGGUUUGCUGUCGCUGGAGUGCAGAUGUUGGCGCAACGAAACAGAGGCGCGAGGGGCGGGAACUCCAUCAGUCCUAGGGAACAAGAGGAAGGAAGGAGCUGAGUAGUCUAUAUGUGUAAUGCAUGUAUUUGCUGAUGCCACACUGCUGCCUUGCCUUGUGCUUUUCCUAUCAGUCUGUUGUCAGUCUUCACUGCUGCUAGUGUCAUACGCAGCUGCGUGAAAAAUAAGUUUACGUGGAUGUGCACUUUAUAUAAACUAGGUCAUGAUUACCCCGCACGUUGCUGCGGGAAAUUAAAAGAUUAUUUUUGGA